AUGGUGGGACACCAGAUAAUAGGAAUGGUACUGAUUCUACCGUACAUGUUUGGUAGGCUAAUGCUUGCCCUGGGAGCGGAUGACGAGUUCCCAUUUACGACUGUGGUUGAUAUACUUUCGCAGAACCCUGAAUUCUCCACGUUUCUCAGGCUAGUGCAGCGAACAGGACACAUUCCAACGUUGAAUGAGAUGGACAACUAUACACUAUUUGCACCAGUUAAUUCGGCAUUCAUCACUGGAAACUUCUCGGAUGCCGUUGAUUCGUUUGCGUUGGAGAACUACAUACUGGCGGAUGACGUGCUUGACGUGCAAGUAAUGGACCCGGGCACUUAUAUACUUCAAACGCAGGCGUAUCCAGUUGUAUUGCAUAAGGGGAACGAUGGCAACUGUGCCCUCAACGACGUUAUACAUGUGGUGGAUCCUAAUUUGAAGCCCAACUCUCAAAAUGCAACUGUCCAUGGCAUUGACUCGUUUAUGGCGAACCCUCCAACGUUGAGCGAAUUGGUGUCGAGGCGCACAGUUCCAAAUAAAGAAUCCAUGUUCUUCAUGAAGCAUUUGAUCGAGAAAACUUUGGAAAACAACACCAGGUUCAGCCAUCUUUUGAAUGGAUCCACUUUGCUACUGCCUACAGACAACGCAUUGUCUCAGUUCUUCAAUGAGAUCGAGUUGAGCUAUUUGUUUGACCUUGGUUCUGCAGAAUUCGAUGUCGACGAUAGAAAAGAGGAUGUGGAAGUCCUCUUGAGAAAGCUCACCGUUAAUAAAAUGGUUGGAGGUGUUAUCCACAAGGGUGAUAGUCACAUCGUGUUUAAUAAUAACGGUGAUGCAAUGGACUUGCACUCGAUCAAUAGGGGGCACGAUCUGGUUAUCAAUGGCUCCGCUGCUCUGGUGAGCAACAUGGUAUUUGAUUCUGGGAUCGUGCAUUACGUAUACAAAUUACCGCUUCUUGACUCAGGCAUAUCUUUCAACGUGGAAAAAUACAUGUUGGGUCUAAAUGCAUCGUCGUUUGUCCAAGAUUUGUACAUCAGAGGCUUCCAAGACCUAGUCACUGACCCUUCCAUUGAACAGACCAUCUUUGUUACGGAGGAUGAAUCCUUUGACAAUUCUGGAACUUCAGGUUUCUCCAAGAGUCAGUUAUUGUAUCAUUUCAUUGAAAAGAAAAUUGACUUAAACGAAGAAUUCAGUUCUUCAACUCUCUCAUCCCGGUUGUAUGAAUCCAUGUUCUGUUCCUCUAAUAAAAGACUAGGCGGUAUGUGCCAAAGAAUGAAAAUUUCGAACUCUAACGACAACUUUUACUUGAACGAAAAAUACAGUAUCUUGAAUUCACAUCCUAUAAAUGUGGAUAAUACCCUGAUUUACAUCAUUAGUGAUGCUCUUCUUCUUCCAGGGGACCUUGUUCCCUCGAUCAAUCCUUUCUUUCACUGUUCUACUACUUUGAAAUUCAUGCAACAGUUAAACCUCUUAGAUCUAAAACCAAACAACGAGGGAUACACUCUUUUUUUGCCUUGCUUUGAUUCAUGGGCUAAUAUCCAACUUAUUACCGACUAUCUUCAAACGAAUGUUUCUGCUUUGAACAUAUUAAUGAAAAACUAUGUUAUCAAUGGCUUGGUAUAUUCAGAUGAGACUAAUUUCACAUUGGACUCAACAAACCUAUUUGGGAAAAAGGUUAACAUAAAAACAAGGGAGACAGAAUAUCAAGAUGAAUAUCUAACAGUGUCUCUAUCCACGGUUGAUCAUGAUAUUGCACUUAGACGUAGUUAUGAUAUGAUCUUUAAUCAAGGUGUCGUUCAUCCAUUGAAUGAAAUAUAUUUCCCUAAAGCUUUGGAUAUUAACUUAAGACAGCUAAUAGAAACGAUAGGUACUCACGAUUUCUUGAUAUUCCUCGAAAAAUAUCCAGAAUUCAAUUCAAUUCUAUCAGGCUCUGCUCCAUACUCUUUGCUAAUCCCAACUCCAAGGUCUUUGUUGAUGGAAGGUAUUGACCUGAACUAUACUAAAUUGGAGAAAUUCUUAAAACUUCACAUUCUUCCUGAAAACCAAACAAGAAUCUUAUUGGAGUGUGAGGAUAAUGUUGAUACUAUUGCUGGAGAAUCCUUGCAAUGUAGAGAGGCAUCGGACAAUGUGCUUUUACUAAGUGUUGUGGAUGGUGUCGAUAAAGAAGUCAGAAUUUUGAAAAAAGGGUGUACUACGCAUAACCCAGAGUCUUGUAUCUUUAUGAUUGACAGGCCUAUUUCUGUACAGUGGUUGAAUAAAGAGAGAUAUCAUAUCACAUUACCAGCUCUCUCCUUUGCACUAGGUACGGUACUAGGUAUUAUGUUCUUGUUUUCGUUACUUCUUUGUGUGAUUGUCACAUGUACUCAAAGGAAGCCUUUAAAAAGUUACAAUUCUCAUCCCAACUUAGAAAAUGAGCCAGAUGAACAACAGUCGCUAGUUAAUUCAGAACGCUCAGCUGGUUUAAAUCAGAGCUCUAGUUAUCACUCUACUGUAAAUGCAGACAGAAACCAGGCACAUCACGGGCUACAUAGGUUCGAAAGCUCUUAUUCUAUUAAUGCAAAAACUCCUCCAAUGAAAAUGGGUCAGAAUUCCACAGACAAUCAUUCUAGAACUUCUCGGGCUUCAUGA
This is a messenger RNA of Kluyveromyces marxianus DMKU3-1042, 2616 nucleotides long. RefSeq lists its product as uncharacterized. Gene Ontology annotation, biological process: macroautophagy. The coding region runs from base 1 to 2616 and encodes 871 amino acids. Lineage: Eukaryota; Fungi; Ascomycota; Saccharomycetes; Saccharomycetales; Saccharomycetaceae. The transcript has a single exon. Gene Ontology annotation, cellular component: fungal-type vacuole membrane. The record is from RefSeq and is a predicted model, not a curated record.